CCAUGGCCCUCUUCUCAAGAACCAGCAGCCAUCAUAACACCACCAGCCCCAUCCCCUGUGGGGCAGACAACGCUACGGAGACUGACCUGCCACCCUCACACACCUACUACGCCCUCUGCUACUGCAUCUUGAUUUUGGCCAUCAUCUUUGGGAACGUGCUGGUCUGCUUAGCUGUGCUGAGGGAACGCACCUUGCAAACCACAACAAACUACCUGGUGGUGAGCCUGGCGGUGGCAGAUCUGCUGCUGGCUACUUUGGUGAUGCCCUGGGUGGUGUACCUGGAGGUGACGGGAGGAGUCUGGACUUUCAGUCGAGUCUGUUGCGAUAUCUUCGUCACCAUGGAUGUGAUGAUGUGCACAGCCAGCAUUUUAAACCUCUGUGCCAUCAGCAUUGACAGAUACACUGCAGUGGUGAGACCAGUUCAGUACCAGUACAGCACUGGGCAGAGCUCCUGCAGGAGGGUGUCUCUCAUGAUUGUGACAGUCUGGAUGCUGGCGUUCGCAGUGUCGUGCCCUCUCCUCUUUGGCUUCAACACUACAGUGGAUCCCAGUGUCUGCUCCAUAUCCAACCCUAGUUUCAUCAUCUACUCCUCUUUGGUGUCCUUCUACCUCCCCUUCAUGGUGACCCUGCUGCUCUACGUGCGGAUUUACCUGGUGCUAAGACAGAGGCAAAGGAAGCGAACCCUCACCCGGCAGGGCAGCCACAGCACCAGCCCCAGCCCCAGCCCCACACCCAAAGAACACACGGAGAGAAGAGCUUUGCCAAACAGAUGCCAAGGCACCUUUUCCCCUUGCCUCCCACUCAGAUGCUCAGGCCAGGAGAUGUCUACCAAAAGGAAGCUGCUGGCUGCCUUCAGCCUGCAGCAGUACUGCAGCUUCUGCCACCAGCCACCCCUCCCCAAAGCACACAGCAGGCUGGAAGAGAGGAGGAGGAGCACCAGGCCAGCACUGGAGGUGCAGAGGCUCAGCGAUGGGAAGACCAUCAGCUCUUUGAAGGUUGCCCACCAGCAGCCCCGGCUGGUCCAGCUGAGGGAGAGGAAGGCCACCCAGAUGCUGGCUAUUGUCCUGGGAGCUUUCAUAGUCUGCUGGCUGCCCUUCUUCUUGAUCCACAUCCUCAACGCCCACUGUCUGUCCUGCCACGUGCCCCCAGGGCUCUACAGUGCCAGCACCUGGCUUGGCUACAUGAACAGUGCCCUCAACCCCAUCAUCUACACCACCUUCAACACCGACUUCCGCAGAGCCUUCCUCAAGAUCCUCUGCUGCUGAGCA
This is a messenger RNA of Merops nubicus (carmine bee-eater), 1268 nucleotides long. It is a transcript of the gene DRD3, whose product is annotated as dopamine receptor D3. Gene Ontology annotation, molecular function: G protein-coupled receptor activity; dopamine neurotransmitter receptor activity, coupled via Gi/Go. Bases 3 to 1265 code for a protein of 420 amino acids. Gene Ontology annotation, cellular component: plasma membrane. The transcript has 6 exons. Gene Ontology annotation, biological process: adenylate cyclase-inhibiting dopamine receptor signaling pathway; adenylate cyclase-activating adrenergic receptor signaling pathway. Lineage: Eukaryota; Metazoa; Chordata; Aves; Coraciiformes; Meropidae. The record is from RefSeq and is a predicted model, not a curated record.